UUCCUGCUUCUUGGCAGGGGGUUGGACUGGAUGGCUCGUGGGAUUUCUUCCAACUCUAUGAUCCUCCCAGAAAUCCCAGCCAGUUUAGCAGAUGUCAGGAAUUGUAGGUGAAAAUACCUAGAGGCCCAAAGGUUGGGAAUCACUGUCAGUUAGAUGCACCGUUUGCUCCCUUUGAAAAGGGAAGGAGGCUGGAAGCAGUGUAGAGAGACAGUGGGACAAAGCCUGCCCCUGGCUUCUCCCUCUCUGCGGUCCAAGGUGGGCUUUUCCAUGGAGGGGAGGAGCAGAGGAGGGAAGCGUGGAAGAGGAAUGCGGCUGCGUGGGGCUGAUGCUGGCCCAGCCCUCCCUUGGAACCAUUGAUGCUUCCAGUGCCUCCUUCCUCUAGUGCUAAAGGAGAGAGAAGGCCUGCUCGGCUUUGGCUGCUGCUGCUGCUGCUGCUGCUUCGGCAAGGCUUGCUCCUCCUCCCUGGCCGGGAUUGCUCCACCUCCCUCCCUCCAGCUCCGGCAAUAGCAGCAGCAGCAGCAGGAGCAGCUGGCCGGCUGUCCUGUCCUCCCUCCUUCUGGGCCCGCCAUGGCUGGAGCGGGUGCCGCCACCUCCUCCUCCCCGCCGCCACCAGUGCCUCCCAUGCCCCUGGCCAGGGAGGCGGCCCAGGAGGAGGAGGAGGAGGAAGAAGAAGAGGAGGAGGACACCCCACCCCGGGCCCUGGUGCCACGCUCCUCCCCGGUGCCCAGGCCUGGGGGCAGCAGCUCUUCCUCAGAGGAAGAAGAAGGAGGAGGAGGAGGAAGGGAAGAAGAGCCCCCUCAGCAUCCUUGCUUGGCCAGACCCCUUUCCCAGCAGCCUCCAGGCCUCCCUGGACCACUCUCCCCACAGGAUGGCCCAGGCCCGCCCUCCCAGGAUGCUCAAGGGCAUCCCUGUCCCGCCACCCAGCCCUCGCCACACGCCCCCGGCCGGCACGUGCUCUUCGCCGACGCCUUGGGCCUGCCCUUGGCCCGCUGGCGCCGCUACCAGCCCUGGCCGCCCCCUUCGCCCGACUCGCCCCCCGAGGUGCUGCCCCCCGACCGAGCGCCCCUCUCCCUGGCCACCCCCUACCUCUUGCCCGCCUUCGUGCUGCAGCCGGCGGGGCAAGGUGAGCCGGAGCGGCUGGAGCGCCUUCAGGAAACCAAGGUGGAGCUGGAAGAGGUGCUGCCCCCGGAGCCCGGGGAGCCCCGGGUGCUGCGGGGCACCGUGCGGGUGCUCAACGUCUCGUACAACAAGGCGGUGCACCUGAGGGCCAGCCGGGACCGCUGGCAGAGUCAUCGGGACUACCCGGCCCUCUACAUCCAAGGAGGCUCUCCGGACGGGGGGCUGACUGACCGCUUUGCUUUCCGCCUGGACUUUGGGGACGAGAAGGAAGAGGAGGACGAUGAAGACGGGGCCCGCCUUGAUUUUGUGGUGCGGUACCAGACCGACGAAGGGGUCUACUGGGCCAACAAUCAGGGCAGGAAUUACAGCGUAUUCCUGAAGGGCACAGCACCUUCCCAGUGUCUGCCCAAGAGAUCAGGCAAAGACGUGGAAUCACGCCAACUCAAGAGCUGCAUGAGGCCAGUCAAGACCAGGCCAGGCGAGAGUGAGCUGCGAUUAGAAGACGGAACUCAACAUGUCAGUACUGAAGAAUGGAAUGAUGAAAGGGAUCCAGCCAGUGAAUUUCCAAACCCUCCUGCAACGCAGCCCCAAGGUUUUAUGAUGCAGAUUCCAGAACUCACAAUCACCACAAAUUCUCCUGAAAAGAAGGAGCCUUUCAAAGACUAUCCUGUGGAUCUCAAUGACUUUUCACAUACAUUUGAUUUCAAGGUUCAUCCUACAUCCUAUGAGGAACUGAAAGUGCCAUGGGGCUUCAUGCCGGGAACUGAUCCCCAUCCUUUGGGGCAGUUAGAUGUGCCUGACUUCAGCAGAAAUGAUGUUACCACAGAAGGCUCUUUCAUGGAAGAGUGCAUGGAGGACCAGUUGAGAAGGUACCAAGAACUACCCUAUCGCUUGGAGGAAGAUGCCAUUGACCGUGAACUGGAGCAGCUUUACCUAUCCCAUUUGAGCCGGCUCCGAGCAGAAGAGCUUGGAGGAAAAGGGGAGUGGCCCGAGGAGGGUUCAGGCAAUCCUGGCAACUCAGCAUCCUCUCUCAUUGCCUUGCGGCAGAGCAUCUUAACUGACCGCGACCUGAUAGUCAACUGGACAGGCCCCGAGAGAGCACUCAACAGCUCCCUGGCAGAGGAAAUCACCCUCCACUAUGCCAAGCAGCGGAGCGAUGACUCCAGAGACAGUGAGGAGGAAGGAUUCACACCAGGGUAUGCAACCCUUGCACCACCAGAGUUUAUGGGACAAGGCCGUGAGAGUCCACCGGUUUUAUUAGAAGGCUGCUUCCGAAAUCACUUGGAAGAGGGAAGUAUCCAGCAAAGCUCCACUGAGGACUCUGACUCUUUUGCCAGCCUGAGAGUGGUGCCACCCAACAACAUACGACCAGCUAUUCAGGAGGCCACGGUGAUGCCUCUGAUGGUCCCAGCGCGGACAGUAGUGCCCUUACCAAAGCGGCUCACUGAACUGGCAUCCAGCCCUCUUGGUGCCCAUGGACAGAGCAAGAAUCCAGGCCUCUUGAUAGGGCAAGGCAGCCUCUGGCUAGGGGAGGGACUUCAUGUCCACAAGCCCCCCAAAGCCAAUUCCAGUUCCCAUAGUGAGCUUGAAAAGAUCCUGAAACGCUCCCUGCAGUUCCUCAGCCUCUUUGUCUUCCUACCUGUGGUCUUCAGCAGCUGCAUGCCCCUGGUGGCCGUUACACUUUACCUCCUCCUAGAUUGGUUCUCAUAGUUUGAAGGCCUUCUUGGAGGUGACAAAGGGUCCAUGAAGGGGACCUUCAGUAGUUUGGCUCCAUCCCCAUUUCUUCUGAACAACCAUGGUUUGUAUUAAUAAGAGGGACAGGGAAACAGAGAGAAAGAGGACAACUCAAAACCUUUGGGGAAAUCUAAGUCUUAAAUUAUGGUGGCUCAAAAUUUCCAAAGUCCAGCACACUUUUUUCAGUUGUUUCUUUUUUUGUGAGAGGCAGAUGAUUAGGCAGAUUUAAAAGUAAUUAUUUCUGAUAACAAGGUUGGGCAUUUAUCAGCACCUCCCUCUCAUGGCCCAUGUGUCACAAAGAGCACACUGCUCCAGCAGCACUCCUAUUCUCUCUUUGCACAAAACACCCAUGAAGGACAGAGGCAAUGUGGACAUUUCUUGGAUUGCAGCAGGUCAGUUAUGGGAACGACUAAGGAUGCUUUGUCCAAGAGCUGCCUGCACACCCCACAAAUCAUAGAGCUGGCACUGUGUGGCAUGUGUCUCAUUUUUAUCUAGUAUUACAUUUUUCCCUCUCAAAAUCAGAUUUCCAUGUUGGGACUUUAUAGGCGUUUAUCUGAUUGUCUCAGUCUUCUUCUUUUCUUCUAUCUACCUUUCAGAGGCCCAAAUUCUAUCUGCAGUGUGUUUCUUUGGGAAAUGAGUUGCAUACAUGUAUUUCUGAUUUAGGAUUGAUCAGAAAAUUUCUGAAAAAAUAUCAUAUAGGUAUACUCAUAAGCACAUAUAUGAAAGGAAAAGCAUACAGAUUCAACUGCAUAUGUAAGAUGGGCACUUUAAGGAUAUCUUUUAAGGCAGUGGUUCUCAACCUGUGGGUCCCCAGAUGUUUUGGCCUUCAACUCCUGGAAAUCCUAACAGAUGGUAAACUGGCUGGGAUUUCUGGGAAUUGUAGGCCAAAACACACGGGGACCCACAGGUUGAGAACCACUGUUUUAAAGGAAGACUAUACAGGUAUAAUUGCAUAUUUAAGUUAUCUCCUCUGCAGAAAUUUUGACCUACUACCUGUUUUGUGGAAAAGUAAAAGAAAACACAUUUAAAAGGAGAUAAAAUAGACUAUUUUAAAAUCUUAACCUAUACCUUGAACACUGACUUUAAAAAAGAGAAACGUAAUUUUAAAAAUAUCCAUGUGGGAAUUCUGAAAAAGGGGAUUUUUUUAAAAAAUCAAAAGAUUUUUAUGAAGACAGCCAGUGCCCAUUCUGUAUAUGGAGUAUCUAGUGGAACUAGUUUCCCGGGCAGGCUGGAGGUUUCAGGGGCCAUUGGGUUACAGUCUCAGGAGGUCCCCCUGGAUGUGGCAACCAUGCAGUGGUAAUUGGCUACCCAGCUAGCCUGUGUCCUGUUGUUCUCAAGGGCUUAGGCAGAUAAUAAAACCAUUAAGAAUAAACUUAAGUUGGCUUAGUAAAAAUAAAAAAUAUGAAAUGGAGUGAAAUCUUAACCACUCCUACUUAAUCCUGUUACGUUCCAAUUCUUCUAGAAAGCAGUCAAGUUCAGAAAGAUUAGCCAAUGUAGUACUCAGUGAGCAUUUUUGUAUGCCAUGACAAACUAUGGUUUGUAGUAACUGUUAUUUGUCACAAAUAUUGUAUAGCAGACAGUGGAAAAACUCCUGGCUUCCAUUUGCUAUUUUUGAUUACUUUAUGGUUUGUUUAUUUUCUUCUCCAGCCCCUUUUGUCAGCUCCUUUUAAGUGAUGGGGGUCACAUAUCACAACAAACCAGGGCCCUUCCACACAGCCCUAUAUCCCAGAAUAUCAAAGCAGAAAAUCCCACAAUAUCUGCUUUGAACUGGGUUAUCUGAGUCCACAUUGUCAUAUAUUCCAGUUCAAAGUAGAUACUGUGGGAUUUUCUGCCUUGAUAUUCUGUAAUAUAAGACUGUGUGAAAGGACCCCCAGAUUUCAGAUAAGCACAUAAAGGUUUAUCAUGACAUGCAGAUGAAGCUAAAAUGUUAGUAGUAGUUUCAUGUAAAAAUAACAGAAAGAUGUACAAUUUAACCUCCACCAAAUAGCCCACUUUUUUUGUUCGUAGGAUGCAACAUUAUAAGAGUUUGUCCACAUAUGCAUGCAUGUAUGCCAUGAUCUACCAGGCCAUUCUCCUGUGCAGGCUCAAUGAAAUUAAGGAGAGCUGUGGAAGUACCAUGUAUUCAGUACAUUAUAGUGCUUUCGGAGAGCUCUUCUUAUUCUAGUGAGGUUUUUGCAGGCAAGAAUUGCUUUUGAUUAUGUUCUCUAAUCCCCUAAUUUCACAUUACCUUAACAGAAUGGGCAAACAGAAAGAUGCUUUCCAUUUCCCAAAGGGUGUUGACAUUUCAGGGUUUUUUUCCUCAUCAAACUUCUUCAACAUCUAGCCACUCCCAUUCCAUAUGGUCUCAAAUGUGGGGCACGCAAGUUCCUCCCAUUGCCACAAUCCUACGCUCGCAUUCUAGCUGCUCCACGAGAGAGAAUUUUCAGACUGCUGACUCUGCUUGAAAGGACUGCUUUCUGCUCAUGGAUCCACCCGUGCUUCUCAGCCACCAGCAAGGUCUGACACAGAGAACUCCAGGAAAGCUCCCCUAAACAGAUGGUCCUGUAUUUAUUUUUGUAUUUUUGUGAAAAGGCCUGACCUUUUCUACUAUAGAACUCACCCCAAGAUAGAGAGAUUUUAUUUAUUGAUCCAGUAGUGGUUCAGACCCAGACUGUUGGGUUACAUGGAAGAUGAAAAUAAUUUAUUACUCAUUAUCUAUGUGUGUGUGUUUGCGUGUGUGUGUUGUAUGCAGCGGAAAGAGAAGACUGGAAACAUCAUGUGCAAUAGGCUGAAGUGAUAUUGAACUCGCCAUGGAAAGAUGACCCACCCACUCCCAUUGCUGCUAAACAUGCUUUCGUGAACUUCCUCUUGAAUGUUGUGCUGUCAACGGCUGCUGUGAUCAUAGUUGAUGAAGCCUUAUGGAGGAAGAAGGAGGUGUCUGUAUGAGUUCAGAGGCUAUUUCCCUCUUUGGAUCCAAACUUGGUUCUAUUUUCCCCAUCCAGUAAUGAUGCUUUUAUCUAGGGAAUGUAGGGAUGGGGGGGUUGGAAGGCAGAAUGUUUUUGCGCUUCAUGAACAAAGAUCAGAAUCCAGUCUUGAUUUCACGAAUGUCAGUGGAGAAAACUUGUAUUUGCCGAACAGAAGUUGAGAUGAGAAUGUAACUAGCAGUCACAGCUAUGGGUGUUUGUGUGUGUGUGUGCGUGUGUGUAUGCGUGCCCACACAUGUGAGCAUACCUUUUGUUGGUUUAUUCCAUUGUGGUGGUCUUCUUCCUUUUGCCACUGUUUCCUCUUUUGCCUUAGUCAACUUGUCUGAGCCUCACCCUCACAUCCCCCCAUCAGAGAAUUGUUUUGUGUGCAAACGUACCUGAAGGCACCUGUUCCAUCACACAGCAGCUUUGGAAGUCCUUAUUGGUACACAGAAGAGUGGUUGUUCAAUGUGUACAAUAGUGACAUUUCAUACAUGUAAGGAAGCAUUGGGCAAAGCCAUUGUGAGAAUGAGGUGAGAUGGUUGCCACAGAUGACUUCAGUGAAAUUUAAUAAUCCAAAUUUAGUUUAGAUACUUAGGAAGCCAAGUUCAGUUUCCCUCUUACAAUGAAAGAGUGCCAUAUUGGCCUGGCUUGCUUGCUUUAUUACACAGUUUUAGGACUUAUUUUUUCUUGGCUGUGCUAUUUCAGACUACAGGGAGAUUCACAUCAUUGUUUAACCACACAUUGGGUUCCUUUGCAUAGAAAAUUAGCAUGUUUUGGGAAAGGCUGGAUUACAAGCUUUUUUUCUUCCAUUCAGACAUUUUUUCCCAAAGGAAGAGUUUACUUAUCUAGUCCCCCGCUUUGGGUUUGAUGCAGUACAGCCUUGACACUACAAUAAAAAGUAAAUCUAAGCAUAUAUAUAGAUAUACAGCUCUACUUUGGUCUUGCAUUGGCCCUAUUUUGGUUGUCUCCUAUGUAAUGAGUAACGCUGUACCAACCAUGUUGUCAGUUUACAAAAGAUGGUGGCCCCUUUCCUUAAACAGCAAUAAUUAUUUAGAAAAUCUAGUAAGAACUGUAUUAAAGUUUGGGUACUACAUUUUCUAGGUGCAUUCAGGAAGGCAUUGUCUGAUGUAUAUACCAAUCUAGUAUGUUAUUUUGUCUGUAAUAUGUGAACAGGUUACAGAUAGCACACUAAAUUCCUGUGUGUCCUGAUAUGUGCAGCCUAGAAACACUGAAUACAGAGAAACCAAGUCUCACAUAACCAAGAGAUAUUAUUCAUUCCAUAUGUGCUCAGGCUGGCAAAUACAGGCAUCCCAUUUCCUCCUUUCUUCAAGGAAAGGUAGAUACAUUUGUAAGGCAUUUGCAUGCCUCCAAGCCAGCUCAGUGGAGAGAAACUUAGGGUUUACUAGUACAAAUAUUCAAUGAUAUUGAUUUCACCACAUUCGCCUUUACUUUCUUUAAUGUCAAAAGAUAGAAUGCCUUAUCCCACUUAUAGAAAAAAAAAUUCCAAAAGUUUCCAAGCUGGAACAAGAUUCUGCCACUCUUCUGUGACUAACAUUAGUAAAAAUCAGAUAAUGACAGCUAUAGCAUUGUAGCAGAAAGGAAUUAACAAUAUCUGGUUCAAGUAACAUCUCGCUUUAGUUAUAAACUUACUCAACCUCAGUCCUCAAACUAGAAAAUGAGAUGAUAAUAGUGCCCUCUCUCACCUCCCCACCAACUGAGCUUGCAGUGGUGGUGUGACUGAGAGAAAGGCCUUCUGAGGAUCUCAGAAGCUAGAAGUCUUUCCCCCUCAUUCUUGCUGCCCUUUGUCUCUAACUGUGAGAUAAAGGAUAAGAUGGAACAUGUGGUUUCAGAGGUGUGUGUGUGUUUGUAUAUGUAUGUGUGUACACGCGCCAUCUGAGCUGUGCCUGCAUUGAAAGCACUAAUAAAACAUCCUGACCACAACAA
Anolis carolinensis (green anole) is the source of this 7742-nucleotide messenger RNA. RefSeq names its product protein phosphatase 1 regulatory subunit 3F (gene ppp1r3f). The record is from RefSeq and is a predicted model, not a curated record. Lineage: Eukaryota; Metazoa; Chordata; Lepidosauria; Squamata; Anolidae. Bases 568 to 2829 code for a protein of 753 amino acids. The transcript has 4 exons. Gene Ontology annotation, molecular function: glycogen binding; protein phosphatase 1 binding. Gene Ontology annotation, cellular component: protein phosphatase type 1 complex. Gene Ontology annotation, biological process: regulation of glycogen biosynthetic process.